UUUCACGGAAGCACCUGCGAUGUCAGUGUUUUUCAAUUAGUGGGAUCCUAUGUGAUGUCAAAGGACGAAACACCAGCAUGCUCAGCUAUGUGUUGGUAGCGGUUUUGUCUGUGUCGUUGGCAGUGUUAUUCAUUCCUCGCGAGUGGUCCGUUAAAUUUGGAAACGGAUCAAAACAGCUCCCCCCUGCGCGGAUACUGAGCAGACACGAAUUAUCACUGUACAACGGGGAGGAAGGCAGCAAGGGCCUCUACCUGGCCAUACUGGGGCAGGUUUUUGAUGUACACAAGGGACACAAGCACUAUGGACCAGGUGGAGCCUAUCACUUUAUGGCAGGCAAAGAUGCCUCACUGGCCUUCAUCACUGGAGACUUCACAGAAAGUGGGCUGACAGAUGAUGUGUCCAGUCUCUCCCCCCUGCAGGUGGUGGCUCUGUAUGACUGGCUGACCUUCUAUCAGAGGGACUAUCAGACUGCAGGUGUGGUGAUAGGCCGGUUCUAUAGCGAGGCUGGGCAGCCCACAGAGGCCUUGUUGCAGGUGGAAGCAUCACUAGCAGAAGGCAAGAGAAUCAAGGCCCAGUCUGAGGCUGAAAGGAUACACUUCCCAGCCUGCAACUCAGAGUGGAGUGCUUCUAGGGGAGGAAGAGUCUGGUGCUCCACUAAGAGUGGUGGGGUAGUAAGAGACUGGACCGGUGUCCCACGGAAGCUCUUCUCUGCAGGAUCCAGUGGUGUUCGUUGUGUCUGUGUCGAAGACCCAUCUGUAGCAGAGGAGGACCCCAACCUGCAGAAAUAUGAAGGCUGCCCUCCACAUGCUGACUCAUGCUCUGUUGGAGAGUACUAGUCUCUGGGUCAGCCCAGAACAUGGACCAAUUCAUGGACUAUUUAGCAGCACAAAACUCAGGAAAACACCGGGGCCUGUACUAAUAAAUCACAGCAAUGAACCUGUUCAUAAUAAAGAGUUAGAAUAAAGAAAUCUCAGUGCCUUUGAUUUUGA
Toxotes jaculatrix (banded archerfish) is the source of this 989-nucleotide messenger RNA. RefSeq names its product neuferricin. NCBI's taxonomy places the organism in Eukaryota, Metazoa, Chordata, Actinopteri, Toxotidae. The transcript has 4 exons. The record is from RefSeq and is a predicted model, not a curated record. Gene Ontology annotation, cellular component: membrane; endomembrane system. The coding region runs from base 78 to 836 and encodes 252 amino acids.